AUGCGCACAAUUCUCCGACGUUUGCCGAUCUCGACUUUUAUUGAUUACGCUAUGUAAAUUAUACCAAGAUGGGUUAUACAAAUCUCACUCGUUUUACUUUAACUUGUAUACAGAUUUUAUUUUUAUAUGUAAAUGGGUAUUGGACUGAGCGUGCUGAAAGUAUUCAGGAUGAAGUACUGCUCCAUCGUUAUCGACGGCAGGCGGACAGCUACAACAUCGGGGCUGGAUCGUACAGAUACAGUUCCGCACCGAUCGGAUAUCCCGAUACACGUUACCAAGACCGGUCGGCGUAUAAUUCCGCUGCCAGCAGCCGGCGCUCUUCCUACACGUACGAUUAUUCUCAAACGUCGUACUCCAGAAAUGCUUCAAUGAAUUACGGAAGUGAUAGUUAUUACGAAGCUGAGCGUGGAUAUGCCGACUCAAGGAAUACUUAUUCCAAUUACCAAUACCGCAACUCGUCGUACACCCAGGGAUACAAUCGCGGACGUUACCGGAAGCCGGAAUUAACUUGUCCAAAGUGUCCGGACUGCCCACCGCAGUGUCCAUCCACUCCGGCGCCGGCACCGGCCCUUCCACCAUCGCCGAUCCAAGACUACCAAAAUCUGGCCAGUGCAUGCGAUGAUGAACUGAUUAAUGAAUGCUCCUACUCAUCAGCACCGUUUCGUUGUACGGAUGACCAAUGCACCGCAACCGCGGAAGCCGGUGUUAAAAUACAGAUAUUCGCGCCCCAGAAUCUCAAUGUCUCCCAGUGUCUGUUCCACAAAUUCAAUACUGAGGUCUUUGCCUUCACCGUUUGCCAACGUCCAGCACCUCACUGGCAGCGGUACGAUCUCAGCAAGGACUGGCAGCAGAUUAUUGACUGUCCGGAGUUGACUGACCCUCAGUGCCUGACAAUUUCCAAUGGGCAAGCCACUGUGUUUGAUCCUCGAUUCUGUACGAAUGUAUGGUCCGUCAAACAGACUAUAGUGCUACACUGUAGUUUGUAUAUCAAUGAUGACAACGGGAACCCGCUGGCUUCCACUGCUCUUGAGAUUACCGUCAAUCCCGAUUGUCGCUGCUAACCAUACGGAUCAGCUACGCUGCGGUGAUUAUAGGGAAAAUAUGUUUUUUGUGAACAUAUGAGUUCCUGCUUUGGAUGGUUAUGACCUUUUUACUGUGAAAUCCGAGAGCGGCUUACAUUGUAGGUUGCGUGGAACUACGCCUGAUGUUG
Messenger RNA from Paramacrobiotus metropolitanus, 1210 nucleotides. RefSeq lists its product as uncharacterized. The record is from RefSeq and is a predicted model, not a curated record. The transcript is spliced from 6 exons. The coding region runs from base 69 to 1061 and encodes 330 amino acids. Lineage: Eukaryota; Metazoa; Tardigrada; Eutardigrada; Parachela; Macrobiotidae.